Molecule: messenger RNA, 1371 nt
Organism: Mangifera indica (mango)
Lineage: Eukaryota; Viridiplantae; Streptophyta; Magnoliopsida; Sapindales; Anacardiaceae
Product: deSI-like protein At4g17486
Exons: 3
Coding region: 238-939 (233 amino acids)
Biological process (GO): protein deubiquitination
Molecular function (GO): deubiquitinase activity
Source: RefSeq, a predicted model, not a curated record
ACUAAGCGAGCAAAAGUUGACGGUGUUUUUGUUCGCUUUCGGCAGCAGCAGCAACCGGUGAAACCGAAGUAGGAUAUUCUUGCUCAUUGAAAAAAGCUUGAUUGACGAAAUUACCCUUGAAAAUUUCCUUAAUUACCUACAGACAACUCACUCUCACCGAGUCAGUCGAUCUUCUCUCUUUUUUUUUUUUUUCAUUUCUUUCACCCAACCAAGGCAAAGAAAGAUUCCCACUCAAUAAUGCUCUGCAAAAUGGUAAUGGCGUCCCGAAAAAAGAAGAGCGGCUCGGUUCCGGUUUAUUUGAACGUCUACGAUUUGACUCCGAUUAACGGCUACGCCUACUGGCUCGGACUCGGGAUCUACCAUUCCGGGGUUCAGGUUCAUGGAGUUGAAUACGGGUUUGGAGCUCAUGACCACUCAACGACUGGGAUUUUUGAGGUGGAGCCAAGGAUGUGUCCUGGUUUCACGUUUAGGAAGUCGAUUUUGAUUGGAAGAACAGAUCUUGGGCCGAAAGAAGUCCGUACGUUUAUGGAGAAACUAGCUGAAGAUUACUCUGGUAACACUUAUCACCUCAUCACUAAGAACUGCAAUCACUUUUGCAACGAUGUUUGUCUCAAGUUAACUAAGAAGCCAAUCCCUCGCUGGGUCAAUCGUCUUGCUCGACUGGGUUUCUUCUGCAACUGUGUACUUCCGGCAGGAUUGAAUGAAACAAAAGUCCGGCAAGUUAGAUCAGAUGUUAGGGUUAUAGAGGGAGAUAAGAAGAAAUUGAGAAGCCAUUCGAGUAGAUACAUAGCUUCUUCUGAUCCUCUUUCUGGUCAACCAUUGUCAUCUUGUCCUUCAGGUUCUGGGAUCAGAAUUAAUAGUAGACAAAGACGGUGUAUUCCUUCAUCUUCGACUUUGGUUCAUAGUUCCUCAACUUCUACCUUAAGCUUGAAGCUUUAAUUACAGUUUCACUAAUCAAUGACAAAUGGGGAAGAAUCCUGAAUGUUAAUUUCACCCCAUUGUGUUAUCCAGUCAUGCCAAUCUUCUUUUAUGGAUGUUGAAACAGCUACUGGAAAACUUGAGCAGUGUUUCGGUUUUCUGUAAGAAAAAAAAAAGCCUCCUAUUCAAUAGCAUAUUUAUGUUUUUGAAGUUUCUGGUUUCUGAAUUGAGCUGCAAGAUUAGAAAAAUCAGUUGGAUGGCCAUUGAUUGAAUGUCAUUAUGAAGGGACCAGGGUGAAGAAGAAUAAUGAAGUUCAACUGAGGAUUAUUAGUUGCGGACAUGUCUUGUGCCAGUAGGCCUGGCUGGGGACCUUGUUUACUUUGUAAUUAUGAAUUGGACCCUAUUUGCUUUGAUUGUACUAAAUAGAAGAUAAUAUAUUAAACUUAUUAAGGA